AUGGUCGAUGUAGAUAUUGCGUGUCAAAAGCUGUCUUCCCUUCCCUUUACAGGUUUUUGCGGGGUAGAUGCGGUAGGUCUAAGUGGUGGUUUGGUCCUUUUGUGGUCUUCAGAUGUACAGUUAGUGCUAGUUUCAGUAUCUAGUCGUUUUGUACUUUGUAAAAUUACGAAUGUAAAUAAUGAAAUAAGCUAUAUGCUGUUUGUGUACGGCGCUCCUCACUACUCUGACAGGUGGCCAGUUUGGGAAAAAAUCUCUUCAAUUAUUGCGGAAUUCCCAAAUAUUAUCCUUAUUGGGGAUUUCAACCAAGUUGAGUUUCUUGAUGAUAAACUUGGGGGUUCUACCCAUAUUCAAGGCAGGCAUGAGUUUAUAAACUGGCGUUUGGAUAAUGGUUUAAUCGACAUUCCAUUCUCGGGUUCUCCUUUUACUUGGACAAAUGGUAGGCAUGAUAAUUCCAUCACUUUUGAGCGCCUUGACAAAGCUUAUGCCUCAGAUACUUGGUUUCAGGUGUUCCUGGACGCCUCGCUUCUCCAUCAACCUUUGUUACUUUCAGACCAUGCUGCUAUUAUUUUACGUACUGAUUGUGUUUUGAGUUCUUCUCGGCCUUAUCGAAUUGAGAACUGGUGCUUACAGGCAAAGCAAGUGGUUGAUUUUAUUGUAGCGACUUGGGCACAACAAUUUUUAGGUUCACCUAUGUUUUCUGUAUCUUCAAAGUUAAACGUGAUUAGGAGAUUUAUGUUAUCCUGGUGUGUUCAAAAUAAGCUUAUGUGGGGUAUCAACUGGAGACAGUUGUCUUCUGAGGUGUUUAAUGCUGCUGUGUCGCUCAGUCCUGGGCCUUCGGCCAGUUUAUUUAUUACCACUCGGGAUGAGUGUGUGGCUCGGGCGCAAGCUACUUUCAUGUACUGGAGGCAACGAUCUAAGGUUAAGUGGGAUGCGUUUGGUGACUGUCAUUCAAAAUUGUUAUUUUCUUCUGUACAAGCUAGGAAGCGGAAGAAUCGUAUCCUUAGUCUCCAGGAUACGGCUGGCCGGUGGAUUUCUUCUGCUCAUGGCUUACGCUCUUUGAUUUUUGAUUUCUAUUCCGACCUCUUCCAGGUCUAUGGUCUUGCAGAUCCGCUUGUUUAUGACUGGAGUCAGGUUCAGUUGCCUGAACUUUCUUCUUCGGAUAAGGAUUUCUUGAUGACACCUUUUACGCCGGAAGAUAUUCGGCGGCAAUGUUUAAUAUUGGAGAUUCCAAGUCUCCAGGGCCUGAUGGGUUUUCCGCAUCCUUCUUUAAGACCCACUGGGGCGUUGUUGGCGCUCAAGCUCAUGUCGGAUGAUUGUUUAAUUGCUCAUGAGCUCAUUUCUUUCAUUAACGCUGCUAAGGCAAGGAAGAAAUUUUUCGCCGUCCUAAAGUUAGACAUGAAUAAGGCCUAUGACAGAGUUCGUUGGGACUUCUUGUUUCAAGCGCUGCAGGCUUUUGGGUUUCCGCCUUAUUGGGUACUGGUUAAUGGGGAGCCAUCUCGUUCCUUUCAGCCAAGGUGUGGUCUGCGUCAAGGGGAUCCCCUUUCCCCGUAUCUUUUUGUCCUCUGUAUGGAGGUUCUGUCUGCUUUCCUUCGUCAGGCGGAGUCUCAACGGCUUAUUGAGGGGAUUUCUAUUGCCAGGGGGCGCCGCCUAUUUCCCAUCUUUUCUUUGCAGAUGACUCCCUUUUGUUCUUCCGGCUCCAUCUCGGGGCAAAUGAGAAAUCAUCAGAAAUCCUUUGUUAAGUUCAGCCCUAAUACUCCCCCGGAUUAUCGGGAUUACUUAGCUAGCUCUCUGAGGCUUACUCAAAAAACCUCGUUGGGCCCUUAUCUGGGGGUGCCUGUGGAUUUGGUCAGAUCGAAAUGUUCUGCUUUUUACGAUCUUGUGGAUAAGAUUGCUCGACGGAUUGCUAAUUUCACUUCCUUGCGUCUUUCUUCGGCGACUAAGUUGAUCAGCUUUGUCUUAGGUUUUGGUGGAGGACAAAACCCAGAAUCCAAGGGAAUUGCCUUAGUCUCAGCCUCGUCGUUUCAUCUUCCAAGGGGUAUGGGAGGGCUGGGAAUUAGGAAGGUUAGGGCUUUUAAUCAGGCGCUUCUGGAAAAAUCGGCCUGGAGAAUGGUUCAUCACCCUCAGCUACUUAUUUCGCGUUUGUUUAAAGCUCGUUACCCUGCCUUAUCUCUGCAGAAUUGUAACCCUAGGGUCUCUCGUCCGUCUUGGGGUUUUUGGAGUAUUGUGCAGGGUUUUCAGGUUCUGGAUUUGGGAAUUGCCUGA
Molecule: messenger RNA, 2262 nt
Organism: Spinacia oleracea (spinach)
Lineage: Eukaryota; Viridiplantae; Streptophyta; Magnoliopsida; Caryophyllales; Amaranthaceae
Exons: 5
Coding region: 1-2262 (753 amino acids)
Source: RefSeq, a predicted model, not a curated record